This is a messenger RNA of Fusarium verticillioides 7600, 432 nucleotides long. RefSeq lists its product as hypothetical. The record is from RefSeq and is a predicted model, not a curated record. Bases 1 to 432 code for a protein of 143 amino acids. Lineage: Eukaryota; Fungi; Ascomycota; Sordariomycetes; Hypocreales; Nectriaceae. The transcript is spliced from 2 exons.
AUGUCAGAAUUGAUCUUGCCUCUCCCGUUCCAUCCUGGUUCUCUCCAGCGCCUCCCAACCCCCAAAAAGUGGGAGCUCCAACAAAUCACCUCGCGAGUACCACAAGCGAGGAACAUCGGGACGCAGAGCCAGAAGCCAGAGAAGCCCAAGAUCCAGGGCAAGGCGAGGUUAAUAGUGGAUCGCUUCCACCACGUACUGUACGGUGACCGUCUCUGCCUCUGUAGCGGGUUUCCCAAUGUUUCCGAUGCUGGAACCCGCUACAAGGUGCCCGUUGUGGAAAUGCGACAUGCAACCACGAGUUUGGCAGGUAUCCCGCUAGGACUUUUGAGGCACAUUCUGGCUGGGGUGACCCUUGAUUUGUACCUGGUUGCACGCACCGUCACCGUACAGAAGGCCAAGGAAAUACAUGCGGGACGACCCUGGACCCUUUGA